CUGGCCCAGCAUGCUUUGCGCGCACCCAACAUGGCGGCGCCCAGCCCCAGCACGUCCCGGCCGGAGCCCGCUUUCCCUUUCCCCUUCCCCUCCUCGACGGCCGGGGCUGAAAAACCCGCGGAGGGGCAGCCUCUGCCGGCCGCCGAACCGAAGAAGAAGAAGCCGCCCUGUCGGGCCUGCACGGACUUCAGGAGUUGGAUACGGGAUCAGAGGAAGCAGUCGGACCUGGAAACAGGAGCCACAGAGAAGGAGGUACCUCCUGAUUGCCCUUUAGAUAAAGAACAACUGGGGAGAAGUUCGUGGUCGUUUCUUCACACGAUGGCAGCGUUUUACCCAGAUCGGCCCACUAAAACUGAGCAGAAAGACAUGGUUCAGUUCAUCCGCUUAUUUUCCAAGUUUUUCCCUUGUGAUGAAUGUGCGGAGGACCUGAGAAGCAGAAUACGAAGAAACCAACCUGAUGCCAGCAACCGGCGUAAUUUGACGCAGUGGUUCUGCCGGCUUCACAACGAGGUCAAUAAGAAGCUGGGGAAGCCCGAAUUUGACUGUUCCCUUAUAGAUGAGCGUUGGCGAGAUGGCUGGAAGGACGGGUCCUGCGAUUAGAUAUCCUGGCAGAUGCAAGAUUGGUCCACCUUGAUUAAAAGAAGCUAGAAAGAAAGAACUAUGAAAUCAAGCCUUGUAUGGACUUUUGCUGAAGUGUACAAUUGUGCUUUGGUAUUGAGGUUGUGGUGAUACAGGAGGAGGAGAAGGUGCAGGUAUUAGAAUAGAUGCCCUGCCUGAUUGUUUCUGAUUCUGGAAAAAGUAACAAGAAGGUCCUGAAGUAAGCUAGUCUUAUGGCAAUUUUCUACCUGCUGGUUGUCUCCUUUUCCAGACCACAUAUUUACUAGCAAAUGCUCCUUAAAUUUCUUAUCAGUACUUUCUUCAUGGUAGGGAAAAACAUUUCUCCAGCCACUGAAUUAGGCUGGUGGGAAAACGUUUUAGGACUUUUUUUUGCCACCCCCAGAUCUGCAAUCUGCCUUCAUUUUGUUUGUCUCUAUGAUCAGAUUUUACGUUGUGUCUUUUUUCUUCCCUUAUCCUUGUAAUCUAGAAUGGUUUAGAAAUCAUUUUAAAGAGAGUACAACAGUAAUUUAACCACUGUGGAGCUGCAGGGCUCUCUUCCUUCAAGGGAUAAUAAAACCAGCCUUUCCCAACUUGGUGCCCUUCAGCUGUUUAGGACUACAACUUCCAGUGUCCUCAGCACAGCCAUGCUGACUGGUGCCAGUGGGAAUUGUAAUGCAAAACAACUGAAGAGCACCAGGUUGGGGAAGGCUGCCUUAAGUUUUCCACAGGUUAAUUAAGGUACAAAGAAACUUAAGAGUUGUAGAAUCCCAGUAACUUCUAUUUUGCUGAAGUCCUAAAGCAGGGAAAAUAAAGUAAUUUCUGAGUGCAA
Lacerta agilis (Sand lizard) is the source of this 1426-nucleotide messenger RNA. It is a transcript of the gene GFER, whose product is annotated as growth factor, augmenter of liver regeneration. Gene Ontology annotation, molecular function: flavin adenine dinucleotide binding; flavin-dependent sulfhydryl oxidase activity. The transcript has 3 exons. Lineage: Eukaryota; Metazoa; Chordata; Lepidosauria; Squamata; Lacertidae. Gene Ontology annotation, cellular component: mitochondrion. The record is from RefSeq and is a predicted model, not a curated record. Gene Ontology annotation, biological process: liver development. The coding region runs from base 31 to 600 and encodes 189 amino acids.